AUGAUUCAAAAGGGGUAUGACAUCCCAAUGAAGGAGCAGCGUCUCGUUUUUGCGGGUCGCAGUCUCGAGGAUGACAAGAUGCUGUCGGACUUCAAUAUUCAGAACGAAAGCACUCUUCACUUGAUACUACGGUUGCGAGGAGGCAUGUAUCAUGAGUCAUCUGGUCGCGUGGACAAUGAGACUCUUGAGGAGGAACGACGAGGUGGCAAAGCCUCUGUGGAGACGAAGCUUCUCUUGCCAGGAGGGCGUUCUGAACGAAUCCGAAUCGGUCUUUUUUGCACCGCUGCGAAGCUCAAGUUGAUUCUUACUCGCAAGUUUUGGGCUCUUUUGCAAGGCGCCACCGACCACAAAGGCAACGCCAUAGACGUCGAAGAUGACGAUGACGUGACGUUCUUAGGAGGGAACUAG
Messenger RNA from Seminavis robusta, 408 nucleotides. NCBI's taxonomy places the organism in Eukaryota, Bacillariophyta, Bacillariophyceae, Naviculales, Naviculaceae. The record is from the annotation of a GenBank genome assembly.